CAAGAUGGCGACUCCCGGUUUCACUACGCACCACAACAUCCUUGCUUUCUAAUUCUUAACCUGCAUUCUCAUGUGUAUGUGUCCCAGUGGUUUAACCGUAUGAAGGCGAAGAUAAGGAGGGGGUCCUACUGUCAUCGUGGCUCUCAGCAGCGUAACGCGGAAGCGCUUUGUUCAUGAGAGGAGAUAUCGGUGACAAUGUCGCUCGGUAGGUCUUAGGGAGGAGGAGGCGGCGGAGAAGGUGAAGAAGGCGGUAGCUUCACCCGAGAAUGGCCACCGAAAAUAAGAUCAAUUUCUGGAGGAGAAACGCCAAGGUUCCCGGAAGCGUACAACCUGUUUACGGAGCGCAGCAUCCACCCCUCGAUCCACGACUGCGCUGCCUGUAUCCCAAAGAGACAAAGCCCAAAUUUAACAACCUCAAGUCAAAGAAGACGUGCAGUUUCCACGAGUUUGCCCGCAGCACUAACGAUGCGUGGGACAUUGACGAUGGGGAAGAUGAAGAGCUGGCAGGGUGUCCCACACUACCUUUCUCCAUGCCAUCUGCCCUGCAGUCCAAAUCCACACAGGAGCAGCAGCAGCAGCAGCAUCAGGUGGUUGACACUGAGAGGAGCAUAUCAGACAGACUGGACCUAGAAGCUGAAAACAACCAGGAUACUCAGGAAGAGGAGGUGGAUGAGGCCAACUGUGAACAUUUUAAUGGGAAAGUCGUCAAGUCUACGAGUGAAGCUCAGCUCAGCUCAUCAUCAGUCCGGUCCACACUACAGAAGCAGCAGUCUCUUCCAGUACGUCCCAUCAUCCCACUCGUGGCUCGAAUCUCUGACCAGAAUGCAUCUGGGGCUCCACCCAUGACACUACGGGAAAAGAGUCGUUUGGACAAAUUCAAGCAGCUACUGGCCAGUCCUAACACUGAUCUGGAUGAACUACGAAAGCACAGCUGGUCAGGUAUCCCCAGAGAAGUCCGACCGAUCACAUGGAGACUUCUGUCUGGAUACCUUCCAGCCAACAAAGAGCGCAGAGAGCUGGUGCUGAAAAGAAAGCGUGAAGAAUACUUUGGUUUCAUCGAGCAGUAUUACCACUCCAGAACAGAUGAGCACUACAAAGACACGUACAGACAGAUUCACAUUGACAUUCCAAGAACCAACCCUCUCAUACCCUUGUUCCAGCAGCCUGCAGUACAAGAGGUGUUUGAGCGUAUCCUCUUUAUUUGGGCCAUUCGUCACCCAGCCAGCGGCUACGUCCAGGGAAUCAAUGAUCUUGUCACACCGUUCUUUGUUGUCUUCCUCACAGAAUUUGUCACAGAGGAUGUUGAGAACUUUGAGAUGUCUGCACUGCCUCUAGACACGCAGCGAAAUAUAGAAGCUGACAGUUUCUGGUGUAUGAGCAAACUGCUGGAUGGAAUACAGGACAACUACACCUUUGCUCAGCCUGGAAUCCAGAACAAAGUGAAAGCACUGGAGGAGCUGGUCAGCAGGAUAGAUGAGGACAUUCACAACCAUUUCAAGAAAUGUGAGGUGGAGUAUCUCCAGUUCGCCUUCCGGUGGAUGAACAACCUGCUAAUGAGGGAGUUGCCACUUCGUUGCACCAUCCGUCUCUGGGACACGUACCAAGCUGAAUCCGAAGGUUUCUCACACUUCCACUUGUACGUCUGUGCAGCGUUCCUGCUUGAGUGGCGCAAAGAGAUUCUCUCCAUGAUUGACUUUCAGGGCCUCCUCAUGCUGCUGCAGAAUGUUCCAACAAUUCACUGGGGAAAUGAGGAAGUGAAUCUCCUCUUGGCAGAGGCUUAUAGACUCAAGUACAUGUUUGCAGAUGCACCCAGCCACUACAAGAGAUAGGCCCCAGGGCUUCAGCUGUGGAGCAAACAACUUUUAAUAUUUUAACAGAAAACCAUUAGCUGUUAUGCACAAGGUAAGCUACAGCAGCCUGAACGUACAGCCUGUGGAGAGCUGGAGGGUGUUAUCUCAGAGCCAAUAAACUGAACUCUGAACCAUGGACUGUUACAUUAUGAAUAACCUGGACUUGGACCAUUGUGGUUAGUACUAUGAUCACUCCUACAUAUAGUUAAACACUGGGUACGUACAGUACAUGCUGUAUGUAUGUAGGGAUGAUGAAUGUUUGUGAGAUCAUUCCCUGAGUGACUGAGCCACUUUUUCUUUUUUCGUUUUUGCUAAUGUACUUUAAUAAACAAAAUGUAGCAGUUUAUAGUUUUAUUCAGUUUGUAGAGCUUCACCAUUCACCACUGCACACACUUUAUCCAAGAAAACAUCUAAGCUGUGGUUAUAGUUACCAGUUCUGGAUUCAGUUGUGGAUUUAAAUCCCAGCUCAAAAUGAUAAAAUAGUUCAUACCAUAUAUAUCUUGUUUCACCUUCUCUUUCAAAACAAUGGUGGGAACAAUAGUGAUCAGGUUGGGCUUUUACGCAUGAGAAAAAGCAAGAGCAUCACCUAAGCAUAAUUGUGACACUGUGAGGCAGUGGCUGCUGAUUCAGUGUUAAAAAUUAGUUUAGAAUUAAAUCAGGAGUUCAGGUUAGGGUAGCUUUGAUACUGACUUAAGCUGUUUUUUGACAAAAAAAAAUAAAACAAUAUAUUUAACUCUGGAACACAAUAGGAUGAUUAUAUAAAUAAGAUCAUAUUUUGUCAUUUAAUAACCCUACCCACAAAACUAAACGUGAGAAUGUCUCUGAAUACUUAAGAAAGUGGGAGAAUAUAUUGAGCCAACUUAACUGGACUCCCCAUUCAGAUAAUCUCAAGAACGUUGUUGUUUCUUCAUACAGGUUUAAAGCAGCUGUAGAAUCAUUGUAAACAUUACACAUACAUAUUGUAACCUCGUAGUUAGUUUACCAUAAUUAGUCUUGUUGAUAGCACAAACUCAAAUCAUUAAUGGCUGGCUGUUUGGGCAGGCACAUUUAAUACAUAAGAUUUUAUGCAUAACAACAAAGAAUUAGUCAUUUUAGAAAUAUACAUUAUAAGAACACAUAUAUGUAUCUUUUUAAAAAGUGGCCACUUUUUUGUUGAAUCCAUGCCCACAUUCACCCUCCACAGUACAGGAAAACGGCAUCCAACUUGGUGUGGACACAGUGCAGCUCAUUCGUGGUGCUAUUGUAAUCUUUGUAAAGAUUUAAACAUUUUGUCAGAAUGUUGAUUAAAUUAAGUUUUCCUUUCAGGUUUUUCAUUUGAAACUACAUGUUGAGUGUGUUUGUGUGCAUCUGAUGAAGUUUUAUUAUUGUCAUCCAUCUUUAAUAACAGUGGUUGUUCUAACCUAGACAUUAAAGUCUGAUACCAAUUCAGUCCUCUUUACAUGUAUAGUUGUUCAACUUUACAAAUCUUUAUGACAUUGGUCAUAUUAUGUCAUUUUUAUUUUUGAAAUCACUGGUUUAUAUGUUUGAAUAUUUAUGUCACCAUCUUGUGUUCUUGUCAAAGUCCCUAAUCCUUAAUUUUGAAUGAAGUAACUUACACUUGAGUUUUUAAGUAUGUUUCACAAAACAGUAUGUUUUGUUUUUUAACUUAAAGGCCAGUUCACAUUUGACUGGCUGGUAUUAUGUCUUGUUAGCUAAAUGUGUUGCUACAUUUGUGCUUACCAAAGCAAUACAAAGGUUGCCUGAUGCUCACUUGCUUCAAGAUGUGAAUGAAAGCUUGAGUUUUCCUUACUAAUGUUUCAGCAUUGGUGACAGAAAGAGAUAACUUGGGCAGGUGAAGGGACAAAACUCAAUUGCUACCAGUCUACUUUCAGAGGUCACUUCAUCAACUGGAGGCUAAUUCCAUUUCUUCUGUAUAGUGUUUCAGUCUUAAAGCUGGUUUUCAUCCUUCUUCUCUUUGGUAUUGUCCAUUCUGUGCUGUGUUCAUCUUUAAAAUCACACAUAAAUAAACAUAAAAAGGAAAUGUUGUCAACUGACAUCAUCAGUAUGCCAAACUGAUGAAGUGACUUUGGCCGGUCACUGCAGAAAUGUAUUGCAGUUGAUGCUGUAUGUGAAAAGUUUGUUUAUAUUAAACGAUGGUUAUACAAGUGCCAAAAA
Messenger RNA from Cynoglossus semilaevis (tongue sole), 4004 nucleotides. It is a transcript of the gene tbc1d22b, whose product is annotated as TBC1 domain family, member 22B. The transcript is spliced from 15 exons. Lineage: Eukaryota; Metazoa; Chordata; Actinopteri; Pleuronectiformes; Cynoglossidae. Gene Ontology annotation, biological process: activation of GTPase activity. The record is from RefSeq and is a predicted model, not a curated record. Bases 267 to 1829 code for a protein of 520 amino acids. Gene Ontology annotation, molecular function: GTPase activator activity.